Molecule: messenger RNA, 2919 nt
Organism: Trichomonas vaginalis G3
Lineage: Eukaryota; Parabasalia; Trichomonadida; Trichomonadidae
Product: DNA repair/RNA processing CPSF family
Exons: 1
Coding region: 1-2919 (972 amino acids)
Biological process (GO): mRNA splicing, via spliceosome
Cellular component (GO): U2 snRNP; nucleus
Molecular function (GO): U2 snRNA binding; protein binding
Source: RefSeq, a predicted model, not a curated record
AUGCCUUACGGUGUUAUCUCUCUUUGCCAGCCAACAACAAACACCGAUGGGGCAUUGUUGAAUGGUUUCUUCCCAGAAUGCGAAACUCUUGUUAUUGCGCACGGAAGCUUCAUUCAAUUUUACAAAAUACUUCCAAACCAAAGAAAAUUAUACACAGAAUUUCAAAUAUUCGGUGAUGUUGCACGCGUCAUCCCUCUCAGACAUCCACAGGAUACUCAAACAAACCUGUUAGUCAUUUUAUCAGAUUACCGUUUUUCAAUUCUUCGUUAUACAAACGGCGAAAUUACAACCGUACAAUCAGGAAAUAUGAAAUCUUCAGUUGGUGUUGAAAUUGACCCACCAUUUCGCGUUGCUGUCAGUCCAAAAGCUUUAUUUGUCCAAACUUGUCAAACAUCAAUUCAAUAUUAUCGUAUUUCAGCAUAUUCUCGCCUUGUUGCUUCAUUUAACUGUCCAGUUUGCUGUAAAUCAAUCAUCGAUUUUCAAAUAAUGUGUGUUGACGACAUUUGUGCACAAUUAGUUGUUUUAUUUGAAGAUUUCAAGGGUCCAACUAAAAUACAGGUAUUCGAAUCAGACGAAGCAAUGCAAAUUUUCGUUCCAAAGACAAACUUUUCGAUAAUGCUCGAAAGCGAUGCUUAUAUGCUUACAGUUCUCAACGAAACAACAGUAGUUGCAUUCUCUACAAACGUAGCUCGUAAAAUACACUUUAUUAUCACUACAUCUCCAACUCAAAAUUCAUCAACUGUUUUUACGAUGCACAUGAUGCAAUCGCUCUGCAAAUUACGUGACUCAUUAUACGUGGCAAUUGACGCUUCCGGCCAAAUAAUUCUCAUUACAAUUUUAGAUUCAGGGACAAUUGAAGCUGCAGCCGUUGGACAGAUCAACAACCCUGCUGCUCUUAUCCGCUACAAUGAUACAAGUGCAAUUGCGAUCGGCGCGAAUGGUUUAACAUCGAUGAUCCAUAUAAAUAAUGAUGAAUUUCCACAGAAGCCCCAGAUCGAGCCAUUAUUCGAAUCACCAGGUGCUAUCAGACAGAUCAUACCUGUUGGCAGCUCCCAAGUUGACUGCCUUUGCACAGGAAGAUACGCAGCUCAUCUAACUCGCGAAAUUCAGCUGGAAGAGGUUGCCCAAAUGCCAUUUCCAGGCUGUGAAGGCGUUUGGAUGAUUAAUGAGAGGCGUUUCGUCACUUCAUUCGCUGGAAAAACAGUUGCAUUGUCAAUUGAUGACGACAAAGUCUCCAUUUUAGACUCAGAACCACUUCUCGAAGGCAAGACCAUCGCUUUUGCAUCAACAGAACAAGGCUACAUCCAAAUCUGCGAAGAUUCAAUGUCAUUUUUCGGAAAAACAACAAAAUUCCCUAAAAAAGUUGUUCACGCCUCAAUUAACGGAAAAUUUACAACUGUCACUUUUGACGAUAAAGUUGUUUUAUACGAGAAUGGCCACGAACUAUUAACACAACAUGUUUCUAAUGUUGAUUUCUCAUCUGUUGAUUCAGACGGCGAAAAACUAUGUUUUGUUUCAUGGUCUAAGCGUAGUGUUGGAAUAUUUGAUCGCCAAGGCAACGCCAUCAAAGAGAUCAAUGACAUUUCAGCUGUUGCGGCCUUCUUCGACUCGAAUGUUUUAGUAAUUGUCCUCGAAAGAGAUGAUGUCAUUUUUUUGGACCAAAAUUUGACAGAAAAAAGAGUUCAAUGCGCAGGACUUCACACAGGAGUCUGCCCGACACCGCGCGGUUACUGCAUAACAGGUGAGAACCCAGUGAUGUUCGUAGGAGGCGCAAUGUGGACUUUGGCGUGUUCUGGAUUCAACCAAGCGUCACUUUUCAACAACACAGCUGUAAUUGUGUCAAACGGUUUGCUCUCAAUUUAUUUGAUCGGCAACACAGAACCGGAAGUCAGGUCCGAGUUAGUUGCAGAGGAAAUCAAGUCCUGUGUUAGACUGCCUACAGGGGAAUUCGUUCUUUACUUGAAUUCCGGAGAAUUUUGCGUUUCAAAACAUCCAUUUAUUCCUUCUGAAACAAGAAUUUCAGAAAAAAGUGACGACCAAAAAUUUGUUGCAAUGAGUGUCUUGGAAUACGAGAACCAUUACUUGUUAGCAGCUGCUUUCUCUAAGAAACUCAAACUAUACGAGAUUAUCCAUGGAAUUCUAGAGCCAAGAUCUGAUUUCAAUUUACAAAAUGUUCCUUAUAAUAUUGUCACUUUUUGUGAUUCAUAUUUAGUAGCAUAUUCCGAUAUGAUACAGAUCUUUGAGAUUGCUCCUGUUUCUCUUUCCGAAAUCAAGCUGAAACCAGCUGCAACUUACCAAACUUUGGGCGCAUCUUGUUGCAUUUCGGCUGAAAAUGAUUAUAUCGUUGUUGGUGAUGAUCUACAGAGUGUUUCUUUGAUUAAAUAUAACAGAGCAUCAGAGAGAUUCGAAGAGAAAGCAAGGAAUUCACUGGCAAUGUCAAUUGUCAACGUUUUAAUUAAAAACGGAAUGAUUUUUGGAAUUGAUGAUUGCGGAUCAUUAUAUGUCUUCAAAUACAGCGAAUUCCACAACACGACAGUCAAUGAAUUGGUCAUUGACUCGUCAUACGCAUUGUGCUCUCCUGCAACAUCGAUUGCAAUCGCUGAUAAUGGCUUGGUUGUCAUAGGAACUUCUGAAGGACAAUUAAUUGGAGUUAUAGAAUUGCCUGCAGACACAGAACCUCUGUUUACUUUCUUGUGCAACAAUGUUGAGAGUUUAGGACAGUUUUCUGCUGAAGUUCACAGAAUUGUGAUGAGAAACAACUUCGGAUUGCCUUGCCAGACAAUGUUUAACUUGGAUUUGGCAAUUCUUUUCUUGAAAUUGCCGGAAAAGGAAAGAAGUGAUUUGGCACAAAGAUAUGGUCAGCCUCUCAAUGUUGUGGAUGACAUUUGUAAGAAAGUUCUUGAUAUCGCAUACAUGUAA